Molecule: messenger RNA, 7244 nt
Organism: Anneissia japonica
Lineage: Eukaryota; Metazoa; Echinodermata; Crinoidea; Comatulida; Comatulidae
Product: thyrotropin receptor-like
Exons: 8
Coding region: 217-2730 (837 amino acids)
Biological process (GO): G protein-coupled receptor signaling pathway
Cellular component (GO): membrane
Molecular function (GO): protein-hormone receptor activity; G protein-coupled receptor activity; protein binding
Source: RefSeq, a predicted model, not a curated record
CUAACAAAUGUGAGUCUUACAAGUUUAAAUGCAGGAGAUUUUGCCAAUUUUCCCAACUUGAAAUCGCUGGCACUGUACAAAUCACCUAAGCUUGAAAGCAUCAGAGAAAAUACUUUUCGUCAACUUAAAUAUUUAAACUUACUACAAAUUGAUAUUGCCCCCAAGUUGAAAACUAUAGAAGAUGGUGCAUUUGGCAACUUGCCAGAAUUUAAACAUAUGACAAUAGGAAGGACAGGCAUUACUACUGUUCCAAACUUGACCAUGAUUGAGCCGAAGGCCGGACUCCUGCAGAGGGUGUCUUUAACUCACAAUAAGAUUGAACAUCUGUAUGAGUCAAUGUUCUAUGGAAUGAACUUUUUGAUAUAUAAGUUAGAAUUAGAACACAACCAAAUCACUCGAAUUCCUGCCUACACCUUUGAAGGGCUCACUGUCAAAGAUCUGGAUCUUUCAAAUAAUCCCAUUGAGGGGCUGGUUGAGGAUUCAUUUGCUGGCAUUGAUGAGGACGAACUUGAUCUUAUUAAUCUGAGUAACACCAAAAUUGAAAUGCUGCCAACCAAGGGAUUGAAGAAAAUAAAGUCAUUGAACAUUGAAGACACACCUAGACUAAUGCAGUUCCCAUCCGUCUUUGUAUUUGAGGAGAUAGAAAAUGCUCAACUGCACUACUUUAGCCAUUGUUGUGCAUUUACUUACGAAACAGAAAGGAAUGCCCCAGACAGCUCAAAGUAUAACAAAACAGACGAGGUCAAAGGUUGCACUACCACCGCUGAACCACCAUAUUGGCCAACAACAAAUAAUGAAAGGACGAGAGCGAAGACUUCACCAUGGAUACGCGGUACCACUACUAUGGAACCAUUUGAUCCAUUAAAUCAUUUUGACCCAUCGGGUCGUAUCAGUUCAGACGCAGUACCGCUGGUUCAAACUGGACACGGUGUGGUGAUGCGCCGUAGAUCCAUUGGAAGUUCCACACACAUACCUGUGAAUUUUCCUUCGGAUCCUAUAGACGGUGACCGUUCAGCAUCCCACGCUCUGUCUUCACUUGUUUUUUCAUCGAAUGACUCUAUCGUAGGUCAACCUAACAGUCUCUCAGGUUCCUCGGGUUCCUUAGGUUUUGAUAUUACACCUAUCAAUCCAAAUACGACACACAACCAUAUCGGGAGCAAAUGCAAUGAAUUAGCUAAAAAAAACUACAGUCUAGUAACGUGCACUCCAGUGCCUAAUGCAUUCAACCCCUGUUCUGAUGUCAUGGGGUACAUUUUUCUUCGUGUACUUGUGUGGGGCGUUGCAUUGACUGCCCUCAUCGGUAACUUAGUAGUUGUCAUGGUGCUCCUGUCAAAUAGGAAUAAGAUGUCAGUACCAAAGUUUCUAAUGACAAAUUUGGCAUUUGCUGAUUUUUGUAUGGGGUUGUAUCUACUGAUGAUAGCCUCUGUGGACGCCCACACUAUUGGGGAAUACUACAACUAUGCUAUUAAUUGGCAAUUUGGUGCUGGUUGUCGAAUUGCCGGCUUCUUCUCACUCUUUUCCAGUGAGCUGUCUGUAUUCACCCUCUCGGUUAUGACCAUAGAGAGAUGGUACACAAUAAUAUAUGCCAUCAACCUUAACAAACGCAUUCGAUUGCAUCAUGCAAGUCGUAUCAUGAUUGCCGGCUGGCUGUUUGCCAUUCUCAUGGCAUCAUUUCCAUUAUUUGGGGUCAGUAGUUACGGAACAACCAGUAUCUGCUUGCCAUAUGACAACGGCACCAUUCCGAGCAUAGUGUACUUGACUCUUCUUCUUACAAUGAACGGCAUUGCGUUUGUGCUCAUAUGCGUGUGUUACAUCAUGAUGUACAUGACGGUACAUAGUCCAAAUACGAUAACCCACCGUAAAGAUAUGAAAGUUGCCAAGCGCAUGGCUGUCCUCGUUUUCACAGACUUUGCCUGCUGGGCUCCAAUUGCUUUCUUUGGAAUGACCGCUUUAUUUGGUAAACCUCUUCUCACAACAGAUGAAUCUAAGAUCCUCAUUGUUCUUUUCUAUCCGAUUAAUUCUUGCGCCAAUCCAUUUCUGUAUGCCAUCUUCACAAAGACGUUUCGCCGAGACUGUAUCCUCCUUCUUGCCCGCCAUGGUCUCUGCGAAAGAAAAGCUCUCAAAUACAAAGCAACAAUCAGCGGGUUUCGAUCAAUGUCACAGUCAGCGACAAUGCGUGAGCAGUUUGGUAAACAGUGGCAUCGUGAUUCGGCUGGAUCAGUUCUUACUCAACAUACCAGCACAAAUGACAACAGACCAUCUGUUGCAUUCUCUGAGCGUGAUUUUGCGCUUGACAGCCCAAAACCAACUCCACGCGCCACUCCUGUUACCUCCCCUGUUGUACCCGUAAAAGAAUUUACAGAGGCCAAUAAACCUGCAAAAUCAAAUUUAUACAGUAAACACUCGGAAGUAUCUCGCAAACUGAGUUCUGUGCCAGAGAAGGCGGUAGAUGAUAAGAAUUCACCUGACACAGACAAGAAUUCUCAAGGAAGAGAUUGUCGACCGAAUGGUAUUAUUGAAAAUGUAAAACUGAAAUCAGAUGAAAGAUCGGAAGACAUUCAAUCAAAUGUUAAUAACAACUACGAGAAUGUUGAAGUUGAAACUCAUCGAGAGAAUGAACAUAUGUAUGAUGAAAUUAAAGAGGACGACAUUGAAGAGGCUCCAGGAGCCACUGAAGUACCAAAGAUUAUGGUGGUAUGCAAUAUCGAGGACCGGGAGACAGUCUUGUAAACUAAUUGAAGAGAUGGUCUUUCUAUGAAGUCAUGACAGUCUAAACCAAAACAUUAUGAAAUUCUAUUAACGACUUUGGUGGAUGUUCAAAAUUAAUAAACACCUUCUAAAUAGAGGAAUUUAUAAUGGUUUUUAAAAGUAAAUUUUCAGGGGAAUUGAAAACAUGCUGUUUCUUGUUUGAUUAACCAAAAUAAGCAUUAUUUGUUUUGUGCAGAUGACUUUAGAGACAAAGAAACCAUGUAAGUGUAAGAGGGCAGUGUAUAUAAUUUGUGAAAAUAAUUUCCAAAGAAAGUUUUAAGUGCCCGACGAACACAUGCCUGUUAGUAGGAUGUAUCUGUUUAAGACGUAGCAGUGGUAAAUUAAUUUGAAUGUAAAAUCUUCGUUGAGACUUAUGCCAGGGACUCACUGCGUUGGGGGUAAUACGCCCCUCGCACGGCGAUCUAACUCCGCUCCCUGUGAGCGAUAGACGACCCAACGCCGUCUGCUGAUUAUCAGUAGCGGUCUGAACAGAUUAAAAAUGAACCAUUGCGUUCACGUUGUCGUAGAAUCGUGUCGGCCAACGACCGUCGUGUGGAGUGAGUGCCCGGCUUUACUGCGGAUGAAUGACUUAAUGGCAUUGUUUUUUCUUUGUGGAAGUGUGUGGUGCAGCGGUACAGCUGUGGUCUUCCAACAAAAACUUGUGGAGUGUGAAUCUCUGCUGGUUGUCUACUGCAGCAUGGCCAGGAAUACAAAAUCAAUUCAAUUAAAUGUCGGUGCUUCAGCGAUGGGAUACAAUCAGCAAUACGGCAUACAUACAACAAAUUAUGCACGACUUACAAUAUAGAAAGAUACUGUACAUAUUGGUCGAAAAUGUGAGAAUUGCUAAGAAUGUUGUCUUGCGGGUUAGUCAUUUGAAUAAUACAGUUAUAUUUGCAUAUCCCUGGCCAUGUUUUGAUUGGUCAGUUGUUAAGCUUGAUUGACCUGGAAAGGUCAAAUAGGCCUUAUGCACAGUUUGCCUAAUGAAAUUCUUACUGCAAAAUAUCAUUUUCGUAUGCGAGUUAAAUAUGUGGUUUCAGGUUUGCCAUACACUGAACAUAUCACAAUGUUUAGUCUCUACCACAUAGUGUUUUAGUAAUAAUUUGCAUAAAUCAAAGGCCCAGUAAAAUUUCCUUAUAAGGAAUUACAAUACUUGAAAAUAUGUUGAAAAACCAAAUACUGUAUAAUAAAUUGUAUAUUAUGAACAAAGUUAAGAUCUUUGAUGGCUUAAGGUAUCUUAAUCAGUUGUUGUAAACAUGUCAUUAAAAUUGGUCAUUAAGAUGUUUAAUAAGCAGCAAUAUAGUGACAAAAAAAUAUUCCUUUUAUAACAAGUUUUUAUUCAUGAAGUGAUGCAGAUUUUCAUUGAAUUGUUUAAACAAUUAUUGUGUACAUUUUAAGAAAUUUAAAGAGACAUAAGUGGAAUUACCAAUCCAAUAUGUGAACUUUCAAUAAAUUUAGUAUAAAUAAUUUUUAAGCUGUGCUGAAUUUGUUUACAAUUUCCUUGAAAGUUCCAAUGUAGCACCAUACUUCGGGGGUUGAGGAAUAAUUGAAUCAAUUGGUGGAUUCCUUGAUAUAUAACUAAAUUGUCAUUCGUCCUUAAAACACAUUUUCAAAGCAUAAAAAUCUGGUGUUUUUAUUACAGUACAGUAUUAUCGUUUCUAAAACUAAGAAACCAUCUUUGUGCCAGUUAUGUAAAAAACAAACAUCACUUAUGUCUGUAUACUUUGCAUGCCUAUAUAUAUAAACACUAGUGAUCAUUUGGUAUGUAAAAAUUAGAGGAUAGGUUUGUAAUAUACCAUAGAUGAUACAUGUCAGUUUCAAACAUUCCUCCCAUCCUAAAAUAAAAUGUGCUAGAUUUAUAUCGAGAUUUAUUAAAGAAUCGUGAGAAGGUUUAAUAGUAGAUUUGAUAUAUCUAUUUGAAAUUGUGUUUAUAAAAAGUGAAACAAAAAUCAAUUUCAAGUUGAUGGCUAAAUAAUAAUCAUCUACUUUUAACCAAUAACAGUGUAACUAAAUCGUAAAUAAGCGUUGAAGUUUCACAUAAAUCUGGAGUUGUCGAUACUUAUUAGAGGGUUUAUAAUGCAUGCAUAUAAGUUAUUGCUUCAUUGUACUUAGGAUCAAAUCAGAGGUGGUCAGAAAUUUUCCGACAGGGGUCCGAGCCAGGGGGCCUGAGCCAGGGGGUCAAAUAGGGCCUCAGUCUGGGUCGCGGAAUAUGUGGGGAGUUUUUAUGGCUUAGUAUGGGCCAAAAUUGUGCUCUUAUACGAAAAUGUUAAGAAUUGACAUUAAAAAUAAUUUUUUUUUUAUGGGUUCGAUGACCUUGAUGUGACGUCGGACAACAGGGGUCCAGUCAUGUCCGACGGGUUAAUUCUCCCUCCUGGUGCCACCACUAGGUUAAAUUUGGAGAAUAAUGUACAAAUGCGUUGAAUUUGUAAUGGAUCUGCCCACUUUGAUUUUGAAAAGGAGAUUAAUAUUCAUCAUUAAUGUACUGUACAUAUUAACAUAUGGUGGUUAAUAUUACCAUAUUCUUUACUAUAUUACUAAUGGUAAUAAAUAUGUUUAUUGUACAAAAGAAUGUUUAGUCUCUAUUGAACAACAACAUUUAUAUAUUGGACACAACCAACCUUGCUUUUAUGAAAUGUACAGUAAAGUAUCAUGAUUUAUAUAAUACUAUUUUAAUGAGAGAAGUCAUGUAAUUGGCGAUAAGAUGUUAUAUAAUCAAUUGAUUGUAUAAAGGGCUAUUUUGAAAAUUGACAAAAUUUAUUUAAAUAGCUGUUAUUUUUGCAAGACUAUCCCACCAAAUGUUAUGUAUAUAAAAUUCAUAUAUCUAUAUAAAAAUAUAUCUAUAUAUAUAUAAAUAUAUGCCAUCAAUCAGCAUUGCUCAUGGUGUAAUUGCUUGUAUUUAAAUCAUUAAAUAAAGAUGUUUGUAUAAAAAAGCUGCAAGUGAUGUUACAUAUGGUAGAUAGAUGUUUUUGUAACUUUGUCAUAAAGUAUUGUCAUUUUGUAUUGUGUUCUUAUAAAGUUUAAAUGCAGGGGUGGAUUUAGAGAAGGGCGGGGGCCAGCAACAGCCCCCACCCCCCUUUUGGAAAUAACAAAAAAUUUGCUGGGAGCAUGCCCCAGAUCCGCGAUGUUAAUGUUGUCUCAAUCAGCCCAACUUUUGGACGUCUCUGUAUCCGCCCCUGAUGUGUAUGUUUGUUGAGCCUACACUUACAGUGGUGCUAACAGGUAUGUGCUUGUUUCCCCCUAGUAAUAUGGGUUGCAUAUGGUUCUCAAUUUUAUCUUCUAUGAAAGUUAAUUUUUCUCCUACCCUGUUAAAUAAUACACACCUCCCUAGUGUAGGGGUUUAGUUAUUGUUCCAUAUUAACACUACACACAGUUCCAAUGCAGGGGUUACAUUAUUAUAUAGGACCCCUUCAUUCUUUAUCACAAUUAUAUUUGUGCAUUUUUUAUUACAUAAUUAAUUUCUAUGUAAUUUGGAUGAAACAUUUUGUUUGAAAACAAAAAUAAUUAUGAAUAAACAUAUUUACAUGUGAAAUUAUUGCAUUGGUCUUGUACUUCAUUGACAGACGGUUAAUUUUAGCCCACAUUUGCAAAUUAAUAUGCUAGUUAUAGGUGUUGCUUGUUGAUAAAAAUCAAUUAAAAAUUCAAAUGGAUGAUGGAUAGGAAACUACAGAUGAUGGUGACGUGCGUACAAGUGUGUCUUGUGGGAAAACAGAAGACUUAACACCCUAACACAGACAGACCAAUCCCCCAGGCCACAAGUCAUACCAAACAUUUUUUUAAAUUCCUGUUUAAUUCUUAGGUUGUUAAACUUUUUGGAACGGCUGCCAAAUUGGAUCCGACACGAGAUUGUCAUGCCUAGACUAUACCUAAGUGGCUGCACUGCCCUCUGAACAUUAACAGACACUGUCAGAGAGCACUGCCACUGUAAGGUUUAAUAUGAACAUUUGAAUGUACACAACAGUGUUAUACAUAACUAAACAGUGAUAAAACAUGAAGUAAUCUUGUAAUAGUUUUUCUUUAUUGAGUGAGACAGUAGCCACAGACAGAAUAAAAUAAUACAGAAAGAAUGUUUAUAUCCCAUUACAAUGUAAACACAUUUGUAUCAAUAUUUCCUGAAUUGAUCAAUAUAAAAAAAAAGUAUAACAGAUGUCUAGAAAUGGCACUCGGACAGUAGAAAUACUUUUUCAAGCAGUGUUCCCAGACGAAAUUAUGACAUUUGACAUAAGAUAUCCAUAAGUUACAUAAUUGCAGUGGCGGCAUUUCCGCAUAAAGGCUCCACACCUAACUCAGGCCCAACAUGGCUGGGAAUGGGGUGGGGUCUAAUGUUAUCAGACAGGGGUAUUAUAGGGUUCCAUGACAUGGGUCCUGUUCCCCUGGGCACCCAAAGGUCUGUAGGCAAUGCAUACUUGACUAGUACCAACAUGUGUGAAUAAUUUAUGUUAUUGAUGGGCUAAAAAAUAAUAUACACUUCCAAAAAAAAAAAAAAAAAAAAAAAAAAAAAA